UUUUCGUAAACAUUCUCCAAUUGAAUAUUAUUGUUUAGUGCGGUAUUUAUAAGUGUUUCAAUAUGGCCGUCACGCCCUCAACCCGCCUUUUAUUCCCCGGCCCGGGUUCACGCUUCCACUCCAUUCGAUCAGUCCAUGGGCCACGGGCUCGAACGGCCCAACGUAAGGCCAUGGUCGACCGCUUUUUGCGGGUGGACCAUGCGGGCGAGUACGGCGCGGACCGCAUCUAUGCGGGUCAACUAGCCGUGCUGGGCCGCCAUUCCGAGACCGGCCGACUGGUGGAGCACAUGUGGGAACAAGAAAAGGAGCACUUGGCCACCUUUAAUCGCUUUUUGCCGCGUUAUCGGGCUCGCCCCACGGUCUUGUUGCCCUUUUGGCAUGUGGCCGGGUACGCCCUAGGGGCGGGUACAGCCCUCUUAGGCAAAGAAGCUGCCAUGGCGUGUACAGUGGCGGUCGAGUCCUCCAUCACUGAGCAUUACAAUGACCAGAUUCGUGAACUCCUCGAAGAUGAACCCGAGGUGCACAAGGAACUGAUCCAGACCAUCACUCAGUUUCGAAAUGAGGAGCAAGAGCAUCAUGACAUCGGAUUAGAACAAGAUGCCGAACAAGCGCCUAUGUACGAAGCUCUAACCUCGGUUAUCAAAGUGGGUUGUAAAACGGCCAUAUGGCUCUCGGAAAGGGUGUGAUACACCUCAAACAGAAAUAUUGUAGAUCAAAAUCCAUUCUGAAAUAUAAUUUCUUAAGAAUCAAAA
Molecule: messenger RNA, 752 nt
Organism: Tigriopus californicus
Lineage: Eukaryota; Metazoa; Arthropoda; Copepoda; Harpacticoida; Harpacticidae
Gene: Coq7
Product: 5-demethoxyubiquinone hydroxylase, mitochondrial-like
Exons: 2
Coding region: 63-686 (207 amino acids)
Biological process (GO): regulation of reactive oxygen species metabolic process; regulation of gene expression; determination of adult lifespan
Cellular component (GO): nucleus; mitochondrial inner membrane
Molecular function (GO): 3-demethoxyubiquinol 3-hydroxylase activity
Source: RefSeq, a predicted model, not a curated record